GGAAUGUCCAAAAGGAAGUACGCACAUAAAUGAUGUCAACCGGAUGGUUUACUGCUUUAACGCAUUUAUUGUUUUACUUGAAUUUGUGGAGAUACACAUUGUUACAGGCUUUAGUUGAUAUGGCAGGAAACAACAGGCCAUUUUCCGAGUGGGUUCAGUUGGAAAACUUCAAUUGCCCAGCUGCUAGGUGCCCCUCUAAAAAGCCAUUCACCUGGGUGUGUGCAAGGGAUGGAAACUACACCUACAUGAAUGCACUGGGGAGAAUGAAAUGCUCAACAAAUGCUCACAACGGUAACAUUAUUUCCUGGACCUGGAACUGUGGAGACGAUUUCCAUAAUGGGGAGUAUCUCGCUGCGGACCUUGAGGGUUUCACAUUCGCCCUCUCUCAAGCGGUGCAACUCAUGGGCAAGAUGGGAAGCGCCUGGGUGGCCAACCUGAUAACAGAGCUGGGCAAGCAAUAUGGGCACUAACAGUAGCAAUAUUCAGAAUUAUUUGGAACACAUGCCCGUGUGAUGGACGGAACAUACACAAUAUAUGCGUUAUGAAAUCAAGAUAUACUUAAAUGUUGUGCGCUAUCAUUUGUUUUACAUUCUGUUGUAUUAUAUAUCCUAUCUUUAUGUUAUCCUUUAAUGUUUUUCACUAAAUUUUUGUGUUCACUGUUUAAUUCACUUAGACAUCGGUUGAAUCAUCUACACUCAAUAUGAUAUGAUUUUUUUCUAGUUCAGGUAUAUACCUACGGUAUUAAAACAAAAAGGUGUUCCAUGAUAAUGCAUGAUAUCAAGAGAGACAAUUAGUUCAGGAACAAACACUUAAUUAGAAUUUCGAUCUUCAAUGCGUGAUUGGUUCACUUAUAGUUCGUUUUGUAUCAGUGAGUGCAUAAUCAUAUAUAGUCUCCUGUAACUCAAAUAGAGUGGUUUUGUACAUGUUAUUGUAUAUAUUUCAACUUGCUAUUCUUUCAUUCUAUUAUAUUAACUGACUCAUGUUUUUAUCAUAUGAACAAUUGCAUGUACAGAAAUGAGAGUUAAAUAGUAUGUCUGUCUGUGUCUGUGUGUGUCCUGUCUGUCUGUCUGUCUGUGUGUCUGUCUGCGUGUGUGUCUUUCUGUCUCUGUGUCUGUCUGUCUGUCUGUCUGUCUGUCUGUCUGUCUGUCUGUCUGUCUUUCUGUCUGUCUGUCUGUCUGUCUGUCUGUCUGUCUGUCUGUCUGUCUGUCUGUCUGUCUGUCUGUCUGUCUGUCUGUCUGUCUGUCUGUAUAGAUUUGUACAAGUUGGGUGUUUCUUAUGCACGAUCUUUGGAGAAAACAAUUUAAGGGUUAGUUUUUUUGGGAAUUCAUUUUUGUUUUAGAGUCUAGCAUGCUCCAUAUUGCUAUGUCACAUGUUAAUAUACUUGGUUUAUGCUGUAAAUAGAUUAAUUUAAAACUGUUCAAUUUUUUAUCAUAGCACCAUUAUUCGUAGUUAUCUUAUUAAAUAUAUGUUGUAUAAACGUUA
This is a messenger RNA of Dreissena polymorpha, 1482 nucleotides long. RefSeq lists its product as uncharacterized. The record is from RefSeq and is a predicted model, not a curated record. NCBI's taxonomy places the organism in Eukaryota, Metazoa, Mollusca, Bivalvia, Myida, Dreissenidae. The transcript is spliced from 5 exons. Bases 30 to 470 code for a protein of 146 amino acids.